This is a messenger RNA of Drosophila serrata, 1618 nucleotides long. Its product is annotated as protein FAM114A2. The record is from RefSeq and is a predicted model, not a curated record. NCBI's taxonomy places the organism in Eukaryota, Metazoa, Arthropoda, Insecta, Diptera, Drosophilidae.
UCAAACAGUUGGCAGCCCUGGGGGUGAAGAAAGCUAAAUCUACGUGGAGGCAAAAAGUCCAAACUCAAAUAAUGGCAAACAAACCGAAAAAAGAGGAAGACAGCGGCAACGAUUGGAAUCAGAGCGACGAGGAUGACAACUGGGACGACUGGGGAGACGACGAGGAUAAGUUUGUGCAUGUGGAGAACGAGACGCAGCCACAACCCCAGCAGCAGAAAGAUGGAAGCAACAACAACGCAAAAGCCAGAGAGGAUGUGGUGGUGACACAGAAGCAGCAGCCGCCAGCUGCUGCUCCGCCGCCAGUUGCUGCUCCGCCCCCAUCGAUUUCAAACACAUCAUCCUCGUGGGGCCUGUGGGGCGGGAAACUGAGCUCCGUGCUAAGCACAGCCACCGAGGGAUUAGGUACCAUAACCACUCAGGUGAACCAGGGCUUGAGUCAGAUCAUAGGCGUGCCCGAUCCCGAAGAACUCGCUCGCAUCAAUGCAGCUGAACAGGCAGCUGCCAAGGAGCUGCCAGUUGACAACACCGAAAGGGAGAAAUCCCCAGCAGGAACGCCUGAAGAAACCACAGAAACAGAAGGCGAGGCGUCCCCCGCCUUCGGCCUUGGCUUCGUUACAAAUCUAGGCUCCAAGGUACUAAACACAGGGCUGGACACCCUCGAAGGCAUUGGCAAAAAGACCAUGACGAUACUGCAAGACAACGAUCCCAAGUUGAUGAACAAGCGGAAGCUCCUGGGACUGGAGGCCAACAAACCCAAUCUCAGUGCUCUGCUGCUGGAGGCGAAGAAGGAUGCAGACCAAAUGGAGGAGUCACUCCAACAGUUGCGGCUAGAGAAGCAAAAGGCGCAGCUUCGCUUUGAGAUUCUCUUCGAGCACUACUGCGGCCUGGUGCACUACGAGGCACUGGAGAUCCUAUCGAAGGAGUCGUGUCUCAAGCUGGACACCCUCCGGGAUGCGGUUAGUGGCAACGCUCUGUCCGAGCUGCAGGAAACAAUCAGCGAAGUGAAGGAGCUGCUCGAACUGGAGGAUUUGGAGUGCGAAAGCGAGGGCGACUACGACUCUCAGGAGCUGAGCGAGCGACUGGCGGGUACCAUUGCUGAUGCCGAGCUGGGGAUUCAGUUUGAUGAUGUGGCCAAACACUGGUCGCUGUGCCUGGAGUGGCUGUCAUCGGAUGAGGCCACCUCUGCCGAUCUAGAGCAGGCCUAUGCCAAGAGCAUCCACGCUCUGAGCGAAGCCUGCGCCCUGGAGAUGUGCAAGCUGCACAAAAUCGCCGAACUGCUGCUGGUGAAACCACAUCACAGCACUGCCAACGAGGUGGACGGCGUAGUCAAUCUCUGCAAACAAUUUAACGGACACCUCCAGGGUCUCAGCCACAGGUUCGCCGCCAUUUUGAGCAGCAAGCCGGAACCGGAGGAGGCCAAGGCCCGAGUUAGCACAUUCUUUUCCGAAAUGCUAUCGGGGGUGCAGUUUAUAGAGAAGGCUUACAAGCUUUUUACGCCCAUCCUGCAGAUGGGAGCUGUCUAAACAGAUCGAAAUCUAUUUGUUGUCCUUGCUAUUUUUACGAUAAUUAUCCUCUACUCCUCUUGUUUUCCAUAUAUAAAUGUAAACAUAUUAUUGAA